This is a messenger RNA of Trichomonas vaginalis G3, 4068 nucleotides long. RefSeq lists its product as uncharacterized. Bases 1 to 4068 code for a protein of 1355 amino acids. The record is from RefSeq and is a predicted model, not a curated record. The transcript has a single exon. Lineage: Eukaryota; Parabasalia; Trichomonadida; Trichomonadidae.
AUGUCUGACGAGAAACUAACAGAUUCUUCUUCAAUAGGAGUAGACAGUGAUGAAGAUUAUUUCCUGCCUUGUCCAAAAAUCUCAUUUAAUCAUGAUAUUUUUAAUACUUUACAGCAAUACGAAGAAGAAUUAAAAAAGAAUCUCGAUAGUUUAGGGCAAUCACCACACUCAAGUGAAAGUUCCAAAGUGGCAUCCAAUAUUAACUCUAUAUUAUCAUUUGAAGACUCAAAAACAGAAUUUUCUAAAACCGAAUCUAGAGAUAAUUUUUAUUCAACGGGUGGCUCACUAGAUAAGCGUUUUAUAUCAAGUGAUCAAGAUCACAAAUCAUAUGAAUACGAAUAUAUUUCAUAUUACGAUGAAGAAGAUGAUAAUGAGCCAGAAGUAGAAAUUGGUGGCAAAGAAAAGAUACCUACAGAAGUAAAGAAGUUCGCAAAUUACAAUUUUAUGAAUACCUUGACAUCUAUAGAUGAUGAUAAAAUUGAAAAUGAGAAAUCUCAAGAAUCAUCAACACUUCCUGAUGGUAUGGGUGUUGCUGAAGGUAGUAUUGUACGAGGAAAUACAAAAUCUGAUAAAAUUACAACUAGCGAUAUUUUGAGUGACAUUUCUGAUUCACCGGUAGAACACGUUCAAUUAAAACAUCUUUCUGAUGAAGGAGCUGGUCAAAAUCAAAAGAGUAGUCAUACUUCUGAAGAAAAUACUCCGGAUCUCGCGAUUCUCGGUGCAGAUUUAUCAGGUUCCGAUAAAAACGGCUCUGAUAAUGAAGAUGAAGACUCUUUCAAUUCGACAAAAGCUUCACUAGAUAAGCCAAUAAAUAAAAGUUCUCCAAAUGAAAAAGUGUCAGAUUCUCCAAGCAAAGGCAACUCAAUCUUAUCAUCUCCGUUCGGAUCACCAUCGAAGCAAGAAAGCACAUUUGUAUCCCAUACUCUUGAAGAUAUCCCUGAAGAACCUGAAGAUGAAUUUAUUUCUCCAAAAGCAAGCGAGGUCAUAUCUGGCUUGAUUGAUGGCAAAAGUACUGAAGAAGAUUCAAACAUGGAUCUAGAAAAGAACCAAAGUGGAACAUUUAACUCUUUUAUUUCAAUUAAAAAUCUUAAGAGUGUUCCGAAUUCAAUUAUAUCAGCUGAUUUCGUUAGUGAGCUUAAUGAAUCAAAGAAUGAUGAUAAAGAUAGUAUAUUAUCAUCAUUUACUUCAGCUGCUCAAUCACCAAAUAAAGUCGAAACUCCAGGAGACUCUGAUUUUAAUAGUGUUAUUUCAGCAAAGAAUGAAGUAGUUUCUGAAUUUAAUCAAACAGUUUCAUCAAUUAAUGAUAAAAACAAAAUAUUUGAUUCUGAAGAUUUUGAUGACUCAGCUUCCAGUGGUUCACAUAAAUCAGAAAAGAAAUCACAGCAAAGUUCGGACUUCAUUUCAGAGAUUAAAUCAGAAGAAAAAUCAUUUGGAAGUUCAAGCUUUAUUUCUACAACAAAAUCUACUAAAAACGGAAAUGAAAAUUCCAUAUCAGAGAUACAUUCUGGUAUUGCAAUAAAUGAAGAUUCUGAUAAUUUUAUUAGCGAUCCAAAAUCAUCCAAAGUCAUUUCAGAAGGUGGAUCUUCAGAUUUCAUUAGUUUCAGCAAAUCAAGUGUUGCUCAACAUGCAAAUAGUGAUUCUGGAUUCAUUUCAUUUAUUUCUUCAAAGAGCAGCAAAAAGAUUAAACAAGAUGGAUCAUCUGAUUUUAUUUCAACAAUUAAAUCUGAGAAGAAUGCAUUGUCAUCUAGUGAGUUUAUAACAGAUGAUACUUUUGGAUCGAAAUCACCAUCCGGAAAUUCAGAUUUUAUAUCUGUAAUUAGCACCGAGAGAAAGAAAGAAGAUACCGAUGAUGAUUUCAUCUCUACAAUCAAGUCUGAAAAAGAAUCAAGUUCAAAUGAUUUUGUUUCAACAAUAAAAUCGGAAAAAGAACAAGUUUCUAGUUCAAGUGGCUUCAUUACUACAAUAAGUUCAGAAAAGAAAGAGAAAUCAGAGUCUGAUGACUUUGUUUCCACAAUCAAAUCUGAAAAACAAAAAAGUGAUGGUUCAAGUGACUUUGUAUCAGUGAUUACAUCAAAUCGCGGUGAUUCUAGUGAUUUUGUAUCAACAAUCAAAUCAGAAGAACAAAAAGUUUCUGAAUCUGAUGAUUUUAUUUCAACAAUGAAAACAGAACCUUUAAGGAAAUCAGAAUCAAGUGCCUAUAUAUCAUUUGUCAAAUCUGAGAAAGCAAGUUCAACUGAUUCUGAUGAUUUUGUAUCAACAAUCAAAUCAGAAAAGAAAUCCACUAAUUCUAGUGAUUUUGUUUCUACAAUUAAGUCAGAAAAUAAGUCAAGUGAAUCAGAUGAUUUCAUAUCUACAAUUAAAUCGGAGAAACAGCAAUCUGAAUCUGAUGAUUUUGUUUCUACAAUUAAAUCAGAGAAAAAGACUGAUACAGAAUCAUCCGAUGCAUUUGUCUCAACCAUCAAAUCCGAAAAGCAGUCUGCUGUUACUUCAAGUGAAUUUAUUUCGGUAUUGAGUUCUGAAAAGAGAAAUGUCUCAGGAUCGAGUGAAUUUAUAUCAACAAUUACAACAAAAGAGGCGUCAGAAAAAGCUUCUGAUAGCGAUGACUUUGUUUCUACCAUUAAAUCUGAAAUUCAUAAAGAUUCAGCAAUUGAUGAAUUCAUUUCUACAAUUAAAUCAGAGAAAGAUGUUGAAUCGAGCUCAGAUGAAUUCAUUUCAACAAUAAAAUCAAAUCACUCUGUUGAAUCUUCUGAUGAUAUUGUUGAAACUAUAUCAGAAAUCCAGUCUCAAAAGGAAACAAGUGAUGAUUUUGAAUCAACAAUUAAAUCAGUUCGCGAAAAUGCUGAUAAAAGCUCUGCAAAAUCAGAAAAUAAUGAUUCAUUACCAGAUGACUUCAUUUCAACAAUUAAAUCAGUUGAAACAGCCAAAUCUGAUGCGGAAAGCUCUGUUACAAGUAUCAAAUCUAUUCCUUCAGAAAGCUCUCAACGAUCAAGAAGAAGAAAGCGUAAAUCCAGCUCAUCUACAAGCAAAUCCCAAGUUUCUAUUAACAGAAAAUCUGAACCUACCGAAAAAUCUAUUGACGACGAUUUCAUUUCAUUUUCAAACUCAAAAGCUACUGUUCAAUCACCAGAGAAGCAAGCAGAAAAUGAAUCAUCGGAUAAUGAUAAUUUCAUUUUCCAAAGCCCUGCACCAAAACAAGCAAAAAGCCGUUUGAAUCCAGAAAAAACUGCCAAAGAUAACAAAAAUACAAAAGAGGAUAAGCCUGUAAAAAGUGACGGACCAGGUGAACUCGGAAAUCUCCAAAAUCUUACUGCAAACUUGCAAGCAAGCAAUCUCAGUAAUGAGACUGUUUUGCAACUGAUCACUACUUUAUCCAAAAUCGCCGAUCAAAACAAGAGUAGUCCUGAUCAUCACCAUCAUCGACACCGACAUCAUCAUCACAGAUCAUUAAACACAGAUGAGAUCCCUUGUAUUCCAACAGUGUUCAAGAAAUACUCAUCUGCUUCGAACACUGACCAAUCUUCGUCAUCUGCCGAACCUAUUCCACAGAAAAGAUCAAGAACCAAACUUUCAAUGUCAAUCCCACAUGACACAAAUGACUUCCUAGAUUUAGAGGAGAUAUCACCGACAAGUAUCAGCGCUAGUGAUAUUCCUCAAAAUGACGAAAUUCCGAAACCAACAUUCAUUUCAUUCAGAGAAGAUGAGAAAGACAAGAAAGUUCGUCUUAGUCUUUCAAGAACCAAACAAAUUGGAGACAUUCCUCCGCAAAAUGAAAGAUCUCCAUUAAAAGUUUCGCAGAACACAAUGAAUUCUCCAUCAAUUAAAUUGUCUCCUAUUAAGUCUAAGCAGAGUCCGACCAUCACUCGCUUUUCAUCAUCACAAUACACUACUUCCGCUUAUCCAUCCUAUGGAGCGUAUCCUAUUGAUGAAAACUUCAUAUCUACUAUCAGAACAGCUAGAGUACAGCUUGCUUCUAUACAAAACUCUAUCUCAAUCUCAAGACAAAAGAGGGCAAUGCACGAAUCUCGUGUUUCCUCAUUUAAGUACACGAAAAAUCCAUACAACGAGUAG